Megalobrama amblycephala (Wuchang bream) is the source of this 3245-nucleotide messenger RNA. RefSeq names its product polyhomeotic homolog 3 (Drosophila) (gene phc3a). Gene Ontology annotation, cellular component: nucleus; PRC1 complex. The coding region runs from base 177 to 2894 and encodes 905 amino acids. Gene Ontology annotation, molecular function: zinc ion binding; protein binding. The transcript has 15 exons. The record is from RefSeq and is a predicted model, not a curated record. Lineage: Eukaryota; Metazoa; Chordata; Actinopteri; Cypriniformes; Xenocyprididae.
CAGCAAGUGGUGCUGCUGGCUCAGGAACAUCUCAGCGUCUGGAGCGUUUUGUUUUUAUCUCCAUCUUAGAGCGCGUUGCCUGUCGCAUCAGAACAUGACUGAGGCCGUGACAGAGCACAGCAGCGCGCGCUCACGUCUCACUCCCAUCUCAGGCAGUUGGCUAACAAACCACUCUGAUGGGUGACACAAAUAAACAGAGUCAGGAAGAGAUGGAGGGGGACGGCAGCAGUGCCGCUCCAGUGAGCUCUACACCCAGAUCCAGCUCUCCCACGGGCUCCCAGCCCAACUCCAUUCCCCUGGGAAACGUCUCUUCAGACAGGCAGGCGGUCCAGGUAAUCCAGCAGACGUUACACAGACCACAGAGCAUGACAGCUCAGUACCUGCAACAGAUGUAUGCUGCCCAACAACAACACAUCCUGCUGCAGACAGCUGCACUACAACAGCAGCAUCAACAAAGCCUCACCGCUGCACAAAUCCUGACCACUACAGAGCAGGCCGCACAGACUAAUGGCAGGCAGCUCAACUCCUCCCCUCCAUCAUCCAAUGGGAAUGUAACUCAGCUUGCUAGUGUGUCUCAAACAUCAAUCACCAUGCCAACCUCUCCUGUAACUCAGCCAAUAGGUCGCCUCCAGGUCACUAACUCCAAUAGCACAGGGGGGGCCAUAUCCCAGCAGGCCAUGCUUCUAGGAAACAGCUCUCCCACAGGUAGCCAGGCCCAAAUGUAUCUGCGCACUCAGAUGUUGAUUCUUGCUCCUGCUGCCACUGUGGCUGCUGUUCAACCUGAUCUGACUGUUGUGAGUUCAAUGUCCUCUCAUUCAGCAUCAUCACAGGUUCAAAGCUUGGCUCUCCGCACGCAUCUCCCUGGAGCUCUUGCUACUGCCCAGAACAUCCAGAUCAAGCCUCCUCUUCAAGGCCAGACGCUGGUGUCCCCCCUUCCCAAGAUGUCCAUUUGCCCACUGAAGUCCACACAGCUGUCCCAGAACCUGGUAGAAACUUCUAGAAGUGAGUCCCAGUUGACCGAUGUCACUCAGCCACCAUCAGCCCAACCUCACAUUCCUCCUUCAACGUUCACACCAGUCCAGUCUCAUACGCUGGUCAGACACCAGUUGCACUGCCCUUCUGGUCAGAGGGUGACGCCCCACCAGCUCAUCAUCCAGCAGAGCGCCGCCGCUCACAGACAAGUCCAGCCCAUCGCUCUGCGUGUCACACCGCAGGACAGCUCUCCUUUACCCCUUGCCCUGCAGACCCGCACCACUCCCACUACAGCCACCGUCCAAUCACAGCACACAGAGUUCCUCUCAGUGCCCUCGUCUGCAAAUCAAACGGCCAAUCAGUCGGCAGUUGUGUCUAUGUCCACAGUUCCUCCUGCAGCGCUCCCUGACCCUCCACCACUUCAUCUGGGCCCAGUGCUAGAGCCGGUCUCCCAGUAUUCACCUCUGGCCUGCCCCCCUCCUCUCACCAUGGGUCUGCCCAGGCUGGUCCAGCCGCAGAGACUCUCUCUACGCUCAGUUCAGACUGUAGCUGUCCAGUCUGACCACAUGCUGGUGUCUGAAGAGGAGCACCCGGUCGAUGAAGCAGUAGUUCAAUUGCCUUUUCAGAAUCUACCGCCACCACAGACAGUGGCAGUGGACUUAAAGAUGCAACCUGCUACACAAACAGAAGCUCCCUCGGCGACGGCGUUGUUGAAGGAGAGUGAAAGCAUGAAUUUGUUGAAGGAUGUAGAACACGUGUGUCCUCAGUACAUCAGUGCGCCCACCCCGCCACCACAGUCCCCACCAGACGAGUCACAGAGAACCUCUGAUGAUGUAACAGCUCAACCAGAAAACCGUACAGCUGAUCCGGAGCAACCGUGCAUUCAAUCGAGCAGAUCUGUGAUCCGGUCACCGGAGGACCCCACACAUGCCAACAGUUCCCCCCCUCCCCUCCUCUCCUCUGCGGUAAGAAGCACCAGCAGGCUUCCCCCAGCCAGCCUCCCAGGGAACCCUGAGGGUCGGCCCUCACAGGCCAUCGUUAGACCUCACAUCCUCACACACCUCAUUGAGGGCUUCGUCAUCCGAGAGGGCCUGGAGCCGUUCCCGGUGAGACAUGCUUCCUUAGAGAUGAACCUACAGGCCACGCUGCCAGAAGAUAGAGAGGAUGGAGAAUCACCCCGGGAUGACUGCCUUAUGGAUGCGGAGCAUCCGGAAAACUCCACUGAUUCCGACAUUGACAACCCUCCCGCUGAGGAUGAACAGACAGAUGAAAACCUGCCUGACGUACUGGAAUGCGAGUUUUGUGGGAAGAGAGGCUUCGCUCGUACCUUCCUCAGAUCCAAACGCUUCUGCUCCAUGACAUGUGUCAGAAGAUUCAACGUAAGCUGUAAAAAACGCCUAAACCUGUUCAGGCCAGAAAAAGUUGGCCGCUGGCCCCACAGACCCAUGGGCAGGCGGGGGAGACCACCUAGUCGUGUAAACGGUGGAUCUAGGGAACACUACCUCAGGCAGCAGCUGCAAGAUUCCCAUCGUUCCAACGACAACCAGAGGGUGUCCGAUUCAGUGUGGAUCGAGAGAGAGGAGGAGGAGGAUCCACCAGGCCCGAUGACGACAAGGCUGCGUUUGCAGGCCGAAAGAGAGAAGGAGCAAGACAGAGAAAGAGAACAGAGCCGACUGGAGAGCUGCAGCAGCUCUGACUGUGUUCUUGACUCAAGUCCCUCACAGUGGAGUGUGGAGCAAGUGUGCUCCUUCAUCAGCUCUUUACCAGGGUGCCAUGAUAUCGCUGCAGAGUUCCAGUCACAGGAGAUCGACGGACAGGCCCUGUUGUUGCUUACAGAGGACCACCUCAUGAACGCUAUGAACAUGAAACUGGGCCCUGCGCUCAAAAUCUGUGCACAGAUCAACGCUCUCAAAGAACCUUAGGCUCAUCUUUCCACAGCUGUCACACAAUAUCUGAGAGUCAGCUUCCUCCAAAGUGCCAUGAUUUCAGUGUGUGGCCAUUCUACAGAUACUGUAGACACUCAUGGGGACCUUCUUCUUAUACCUCAAAGUUUCAUGGUGGACUUGAUAUCUUGGAUUUCAUUCCAUUCAAUCUGAUUGUAAGGUAAAGUUUUGAAUAAUAUCUAGAACUAAAUUCUGAUCUUGUAUAUUGGAUUUAUAAUAAAUAGACCUACAGGAAAUGCAGAAUAUGAAGAAUGAGGAAUGAUGUUGCUGUUUUUACAUUAAAGGAUUAGUCCACCUUUAAAUAAACUUUUCCUGAUAAUUUACUCACCC